Molecule: messenger RNA, 990 nt
Organism: Aureobasidium melanogenum CBS 110374
Lineage: Eukaryota; Fungi; Ascomycota; Dothideomycetes; Dothideales; Saccotheciaceae
Exons: 4
Source: RefSeq, a predicted model, not a curated record
AUGGCAGAAGCGUCCAGCCAGACGCCGGCCACGGUGUCGACUCCCUCGUCGUCGGCCGCCGGCACCGUGACAGGACCCGGCCAAGGGCCUCAAGGCUCUGCAUCGCACGAUCACUCGGUCAAUGGCAGCCAGAACGGCCUCGACAGCACCAUGGACUCGUCGACCAAGGCUCCCAAGGACCGCAACUGCCCAUUCUGCAACCAAGCCUUCACCUCUUCCUCCCUCGGCCGCCAUCUGGAUCUCUACAUCAAGCCCAAGAACCCCAAGCCGGCCGAUGGCAUCCACGACGUCGAAAAGAUCAAGGUCAUGCGAGGAGGCAUCACGAGACGCCAGCCGAGAAACAGUCUGAGGGCCAGUGCCAACAACAACAGCAGACUACAGCACGACGAUGAUGCUGCCAGCGACCGCGGCACCCCGACCGGCCACCCCGUCAACAUGCGCGACUCCCGUUUCGGCCUCAACACUGCAAACUGGCAGAGCACCGGCGUCAUCAACAACCUGCCGCCUCGCAUGUCCGAUGUCUCGUCCAACCACAUGAGCCCUGCCCAGUUGCAGCGCUCCUCGCAACAAAAAGACCAAGAAUCCUUCGACAAUGCAAAGGCUGCCGAGUUGGCUCUGCGUGAACUCCUCGACAGUCUCGAGGCUGCCAGACGCAGAGUCUCACACCAGGAUGUGUUCAACUUCGAUUUUUGCUCCAUGAACUUCCCAUCGCUCUGUCUGCAUGCGCUCCCUGCUCCCCAAACUCUCUUCUCCAUGACACCCUUUGCCAGCAGCGACUCGUGGUCCCUCGACGUUCCCUCGGAUGCCCAGCUUGAUGCCCUCCAACGCCAGAUCACACAACGUGUCCAACAAAAGCCUACGCCCACUCCCGAAAAAGAUGUACGCAGACUGCAGAUGCAUCUGCAGGCCGCCUGGAACAAUUGGUCUCCCCUUUCGGACAAAGACAAGAGCUCGACUUGGGGAAUUGAGAUUUUGCGUGCCUUUGCUCGC